Messenger RNA from Pseudozyma hubeiensis SY62, 1356 nucleotides. Its product is annotated as epoxide hydrolase. Gene Ontology annotation, biological process: epoxide metabolic process. The transcript has a single exon. NCBI's taxonomy places the organism in Eukaryota, Fungi, Basidiomycota, Ustilaginomycetes, Ustilaginales, Ustilaginaceae. The record is from RefSeq and is a predicted model, not a curated record. The coding region runs from base 1 to 1356 and encodes 451 amino acids. Gene Ontology annotation, molecular function: epoxide hydrolase activity.
AUGACGUCCGCAAUCCCACCCAUCACCACGCCCAAGCCGUUCACGAUCGUCUACAGCGAUGGCGAGGUCAAGGACCUUCGCAACCGCUUGCGCAACACCCGAUUCCCCGCUGCACCCUACCUUCCCGAAGAUGCACGUCAACCCAUGAAGCUGGUCUACAAGCCAGACCUGCCUCUGGUCAAGCAGCUCAUCGACAAGUGGGCCGAGUUCGACUUCGACGCCUUUCAAAAGCGUCUCAACAGCUUUCCGCACUUCACCACGUCGGUCGACUGGUGCACGCAGCUGCACUUUGUACACAAGCGUUCCUCCCGCACCGACGCGAUCCCGAUCAUGCUCAUCCAUGGAUGGCCUGGAAGCUGGUUCGAGUUCGCCCACGUGAUCGACGAUCUCGCCAAUCCCGCGGAUAAAGACGCUCCUGCUUUCCACGUCGUCGUGCCCUCUCUGCCUGGAUUCAUGGAUUCGACCGCCCCACCGUCCAAGAAGCCUGGAGUGGGUGACGUCCGAGGGUACACCCGGAUCCUCGAUGCGCUCAUGCGCGGUCUCGGUUACGACAAGUACGCAUCGCAAGGCGGUGAUUGGGGAAGUCCGCAUGCUCGAGCUCUCGGAGCCUUCCACUCGCACAAGGACGGUACCGGCUGCCGUGCGGUGCACCUCAACUUCUGUCCCGUCGCAGCCAAAGGUCUCAGCAAAUUCAUGCUGACCACUCUCCCCGUCAAAGUCACGCUGGGCGUAGCCAAACUCAUCUACGGUCAAGAGUACCUCAUGAUGGCAGCGAAGGGUAUCUACUUUGAACAGAACCGCGCCUACUACGAUGUGCAGAGGACGCGACCGGUUCAACUUCUUUACGGUCUCGUCGAUUCGCCCGCUGGACUGUUGGGCUGGCUCGGAAACAUCUACGAUACCUUGUCCGAGAGGCGUCCCGACCACCCGCGGUUGAACAUGGAUGCGUGUCUCGACAUCGCUACGCUGUUCUGGUUCACAAGGUCGAUCGGUACCUCGUUCAUCCCUUACACGAACAACAUCUUCCUCCCCGAGAUUCACGGCUCUGCCGAGUACAAGCUUCCCGUUCCGCUCGGAUACUCGGAUUUCCCAGACGAGCUGGUCAACACACCCAAGUUCGUGGUGGACGCGACGACGACGAGUGGCAAGACGAGGUGGGUCGCGAGAAGCCCGGUGGGCGGUCACUUUGCUGCGCACGAAGAACCUACGAUCUUUGUCAGCCAUCUGAGGAACGCGUUUGCAAAAGGCGGUAAGGGCAAGUGGAGCGGAAGCGAGGAGGGGAUUGUAAAGCCGGAGAUCGCAGGUGGAUUGUGGGAUGAAGUCAGGGAACAGGAGGCGAGAGCGUCCAAGAUCUGA